This is a messenger RNA of Elaeis guineensis (African oil palm), 507 nucleotides long. The record is from RefSeq and is a predicted model, not a curated record. NCBI's taxonomy places the organism in Eukaryota, Viridiplantae, Streptophyta, Magnoliopsida, Arecales, Arecaceae.
AUGACCGUCGUUCACCGCCACGGCCCAUGUUCACCCGUCGGCCAGCGGAAGCACAUGAACCACCACCGUCUCCUCCGCCAAGACCAGUACCGAAUCCAAUUUCUCCACCACCGCAUCUCCUUCCCUGCUGCAUCCAAACCAACUGAACCUGGAACCUCGCUCGCCAGCGUGACAGCCCCUUCCCGUUACGGCAUCCCCCUCCGCACCGCCGAGUACUUUAUCACCGUCGGCUUUGGUACUCCCAAACAAGACUAUACCGUGAUCUUCGACACCGGCAGCGACCUCACCUGGAUCCAAUGCAAACCCUGUGUUAAAUAUUGCUACCCACAAAAUGAGUCACUUUUCGACCCAUUGCAAUCCUCCACAUACUCGGACAUUUUAUGCAGCUCCAGCGACUGCUCGCUCAUCAGCGGUCAAUGCGACGCAUCUUAUCAUUGCAUCUACGGCGUCAAGUAUGGCGACAACUCCUUCUCAGCGGGCUACUUUGCUCAGGAGACCUUACAUUGA